This is a messenger RNA of Sebastes umbrosus (honeycomb rockfish), 1751 nucleotides long. It is a transcript of the gene lhfpl2a, whose product is annotated as LHFPL tetraspan subfamily member 2a. The transcript has 4 exons. NCBI's taxonomy places the organism in Eukaryota, Metazoa, Chordata, Actinopteri, Perciformes, Sebastidae. Gene Ontology annotation, cellular component: membrane. The coding region runs from base 658 to 1335 and encodes 225 amino acids. The record is from RefSeq and is a predicted model, not a curated record.
AGUUAACGGCUGCCAGUCACUCCCAGUCAUCCCAGCGGUGGGUUAGUCUGUCUGAGGCAGAAGAGGAGGACGGAAUCAUUCAUUCCUCUGUCUCUGUGGUUCCCCGGAGAGAAACGUGGAGGAUGAAGAAGAAGACAAACUGAGAGGAACGAAAACUAAUAAUCAAACAAGUCAACUUAAACUGAAAAAGGUUCCUUUCUGUGUCUCAGAGGCGUCGCUCCAGAGAAACCGCUCCGCCAGCAGUUACACGUUGUGAGGAGUCGAGAGGGGACUCUUACAUCAUUUGGAUUUAACUGAAGAAUUCGUCCACACGAGAGGUGUGUCUGAUGUGACGCCAGCGGGCUGGCUCAGGGAACACAACUUCAAUACGAUGUAGACACCAAACACCAGACAGAAGAAGAGUGUGAAGAGCGAGCCGACAGACGGAGGGAGAGUCCACGGAGGAGGAAGAGCAGCUGUACCGACCCGACGCCGGCAGAAGAUAAGAAGUGAACGGAGCAGAGAGAGAGAAAAAGGGGAGCAGCAGACGGUGAAUCAUUGACGUGAACCUUUUGUGUGACUCCUUCCUGUGAAGUGUUCAGUCGCUCUCACGUCUCCGCCGGAGAAGGAUCACGACCUCAGCCCUCGGAACAGAGCGAGACUCCAGCCGCCGUCAGCAUGUGCCAUGUGAUUGUCACCUGCCGCUCCAUGCUGUGGACUCUGCUGAGCAUCGUGGCGGCGUUCGGAGAGCUCAUCGCCUUCAUGAGUACUGACUGGCUGGUGGGAUUCCCCCGCACCCCCGACGCUGUCUUCGGCCCCCAUGGGGCCACCGCUGCCGGAGAGGCCUACAGGCCCACUUUAGGCAUCUACGGCCGCUGUAUAAAACUGCCCCACCUGAAGCGUGGAAUACUGUGCGGACCGUACGCGAUACACUUUGGGGAGAUUGCCAGCGGGUUCUGGCAGGCGACGUCUAUCUUCCUGGCGGCGGGGAUCCUGCUGCUGUGUGCCGUGGCGUUCAUCUCGGUCUUCACCAUGUGUUUCCAGAGCAUCAUGAAGAAGAGCAUCUUCAACGUGUGUGGACUGCUGCAAGGGAUCGCAGGUCUGUUUCUGAUCCUGGGUCUGAUGUUGUACCCCGCUGGCUGGGGUUCGGAUAAGGUCCAGCUGUACUGCGGUCCCGACGCGGCCCCGUACCGGGCCGGGCUCUGCUCCAUGGGCUGGGCCUUCUACACCGCCAUGGGCGGCACCGUGCUCACCUUCGUCUGCGCCGUCUUCUCCGCGCAGGCCGAGAUCGCCACCUCCAGCGACAAGGUCCAGGAGGAGAUCGAGGAGGGGAAGAGCCUCAUCUGCCUCCUCUGAGGAUACUCGGAUACUCUCGUCCUGUUGGGAGGAAGAAGAAGAAGAAGAAGAGGAAGAAGAAGAGGAGACACCUGGUCUUCUGGCCGGUGAAACGGAGGCUCUGCGUUGUUUACCACUAAAAACUGUUUCUGUUUGUGUUUACGAGGGAGAAAUCUACAAGUGCCAAGUUAUUUCUCGGUGUGUCUUUCACCACUAGAGGUGCUGCGUCUCUUAUUGUUAUUGUUAAUGUCUGUCUGUCGCCACAUGCUCUGUAAAUACGUGUGAUUAUAUCUAUUUUGUACAUAGUUAAGAAUGAUUAGUCAGCUUGAUCCAGGCUGAUGAUGAUGAUGAUGAUGAUGAUGAUGAUGAUGAUGAUGAUGUCACUCUUGCCUUAUUAAAACACUGGUGUUUCCUGUCACCAGACUGCGAACCAGCAA